This is a messenger RNA of Salvelinus namaycush (lake trout), 3076 nucleotides long. RefSeq lists its product as uncharacterized. The record is from RefSeq and is a predicted model, not a curated record. The transcript is spliced from 13 exons. Bases 18 to 1241 code for a protein of 407 amino acids. Lineage: Eukaryota; Metazoa; Chordata; Actinopteri; Salmoniformes; Salmonidae.
GUGGAGGUGGAUGUGUCAUGUCAGAACUGAAAAUGUUUUUGUUUGAAGUGGGUUUUUUGGUUGCUGUUUUGCAAGUCUAUCCAACCUACGCUGUCGAGAAUCAAGCAUGUACUUCGGUGGAAAUUGAUUGUGGAAAUUUGAAGACCAGGGAUGGUAGAUACAUGUAUCUAUUCAGCAUUCCAGGUGUAUCUGACAUUGCGGUGUACAACAAUAUAGGGAAUGUCAUUGCCAACCGUGGAGGGAACAAGCCAAUGGAAUUUGAUAAGAAUGAGGUGGUAACGAUGAACAACAGUUCAAUCACCCUCUAUAAAUGCCAAAAUCUGACAAUGAACUUCAUUUACAGUGACGCUACACAGCAGAAGGCUGGAACUGAGUCUAAUGGUGAAGAACCCCCAGUUAAGGAGAGAUGUUCCCAUUACAUUGUCACAGAGAUGAGGAAUGAGGUUGUGACAACAGUACCUUUGAAUUCAACCAUCAUCCCAGAUGGAGACAAUCCUGAUGCAAACCGUGGUGACACUAGUUUGACCUGGAAAAAGGUUGGUGUUGUUGCUCUCGUGCUGGUCAUUGCUGGUUUGCUCUUGGUGUUUUUUUGGGUGUACAAACCUUGGAGAGACAAACAGCGCAACCAAGGCCACAGAGAAAUGGAAGCGGGUCAGGGCAUUCCAGAACCAAACUCCAUUCCUCUGAUGCAGAAUGAGCGACGUGAUGCCAGAGACAUCAGAAAGACUGAUGACGGUGAGACUGUUGAAGAUGUGGUUGUUCCCAGUGACCAAGGAGGUGAGCCAGGACAGGAGAGCAGGCAGCCCAUGGACAAUGAAGAGACAGGCGCUGACAACCCUCUGCUGAAUGGAGAUGCCAGGAGCCCAGGAGAGGAAGGCGUGCUAGAAGGGCAGGACAGGAAGCCAGCAGACAGUGGGGGAACAGACCCUGAAUCCUGUCAGAAGACACAUGCUGAACCCCCUCUAGUGAAUGGACACCAUGAUGUCAGGGUUAACGAUGAGACUAAGGAAGUGACUUCUGGUGCACAGAGUCCAGGACCUCCUCAGAUGAAUGGAGGACCUCCCAUGUCUAACAGAGCUGCAGAGGAGACCACUGCUCUAUUGGACAAACAGGCCUUGGACAAGGACCAAGUCACCAAACCUCCUGAGUUAAUAGACAAAGGACCUAAAGACAUGGAGUCAAGAAGAGAACUAACAAACGGUGGACGUUUGUAUAACAAAAGAGAACCUAACACCAUAUGAUAAGAUACAGUAAUACUUUAUAUAAUAUACAUAUUAUAAGAUACACAUAUGUGACUUGCUUCAUCAUAAUCAGUCAUGUCAACCCCAAGGCACAUUCUGAAAAGUGUCUUUUACUGAUUUUCUAUAAUCUAAGCAGUUUAUUAAGUUAAUUCUCUAUGUGACAGCUGUAACCUGGAUAAGUUAGGAAAUGUGUUCUAGUGAUAUCAGUUGAAAUUCCAAAACGGCCCAAGACUUUUAGAAAAUAAUAAUUUAAAUAUGUUAUCUAAAUGUUUAAUUACUAUUAUCUGAAAAUGAGUGUGCGACAUAUGACUGAUUAUGAUACAACAAGUCACAUAUUAGCUAUACAACAUUAUAUAUGAAAUGAUAUGAAAUAAGAUCAUACACUACUAUUGUAUACUAUACAUGCAAGCAAUUAUAUAUAUAACAUACACAUGAAAAGAUGCUUAAAACGUUAACCUCUCUAGUAUAGACAUAUCCAAGGUCAUGAGGUCUCAAUGUCUUGUGGACAUGUCAAAUAGCUAAACAUUGACUAGGCAUUAUUUAGAGUAGGCCUCAUUAUCACAGGGCCCAGUCUAAGAAGCUCUAUUUUACUGAAGCAAUUAUUCAUUAUUUCUGAAUUGAGAGUUAGCAUGUCAGUUAAAAUAACUUGCAUAAUUUGUCCCAUUUAACACACACCUGUAAUCCUACUUUCAGUAAAGAAAAUUAAUGUUCCAUUUUAGCCUCUAGAAGAUACUACGACAGACUUUAUUUAAACCACUGCUUUCAUAGGAAAUCAUGAUUGGUCAGUUAAAACAGGUAACACUUCAUAUGGAUAUUCUCUUUAUAAUGCAUUAUAGGAGCAUUAAUAACACCUUCUAUGCAUAAUGCAUCAGGAUGCACAACAUAGGUGCUCAUGAACAUCUAUAACUGCAUAAAGCAUUAUCACCAGGAUGUGUAAUGCCUUAUGAAGCAAAGUAUUACUAUGCCAGAUGCCAUAUUUGAAAAGCACAUUAGGAUCGUUAUAUUAUACAUUCUGUGCUCAUGAAGCUAAAAAGUAGUAAGUAAUUGCAAAGUUGCUAAUUAGCGAAAAUGCUAAAAUAUCCCGUGAUGAUAUUCGAACACGCAACCUUUGGGUUGUUAGACGUUGGCGUUAUAAGUCCACCCAUCCGAAACCAAAGCAUGGAUUGCUGUCUGAGCUUGUUCAUAGACUGCUUACAGCUUAAAGAAAUCAAAUUACAUUUUGUAAUUUGGGUGAACUAUCCCUUUAACAGGAGUGCGGAACUCCUACGUGAAGUCGUUACAGUAUAGCCUCUGACACAUUUUCCUAAAGAGCAUUUUGUGUAGGUCAUACCACUUAGCUUCAUAAUCAUAACCCACUGAGGCACACACUGGUUGAAGUAACAUUGUUUCCACAUAAUUUCAAUGAUAUUACGUUAAACCAAUGUGGAAUAGACAUUGAAUUGAUGUCUGUGCCCAGUCGGAAGGCAUUAUGCUGCCUACUUAUAAUUAUAUUUAUUAGCAACCAUUAGAGCCUAUGUCAUGCCUUAUAAUGCAUAUUGCGCAGAUAAGGUGUUAUAAAUGCACUUAUAACACAUUAUGAAGAGGGUAUUCAUAGGAAGUGUUACCCGCAGUUCUUGCGGAAGGAACUGUACCCCACAUCCCCACCUACUAGUGACAUUGUGAAAAAUACCACACCUUUAGACAGUAAUUGUGUAGCUAUGUUGAUAUUUGUGUUCACCAUUUCAUUAGAAUGUUUAUUUCAGUCAGAGUGUCUGUCAGGUCAAAUGACUUAGGCGAAUGACAUACCCACAUACAUUGAGACCUUAUAACCUUAGUGUCAGAAAAGGUUCAUUUUC